Rhinopithecus roxellana (golden snub-nosed monkey) is the source of this 1469-nucleotide messenger RNA. RefSeq names its product immunoglobulin superfamily member 6 (gene IGSF6). The record is from RefSeq and is a predicted model, not a curated record. Lineage: Eukaryota; Metazoa; Chordata; Mammalia; Primates; Cercopithecidae. The coding region runs from base 492 to 1217 and encodes 241 amino acids. The transcript has 6 exons.
UUUAUUUCUUCACUGCACUAGAAUGUGUUGUUUACUAACUUUUCUCCUGUCUCUACACAAAGCCACUUCUCCUUCUGCUGUGUCUUUGUUCCCAGCAGUUACUGGCCCAGAGUGGCACCCACAGCAGAUACCCUGGACAGUGACUGAACUGUUCUGAAAAAUCCAAGUAUGAAUUAUCUGUCAAACAAUACUUCUUCCUGGGAAUAUGUGCUACGUGUAAAUCAAAAUCUCACCCAAAAACAUCUGACACCUAUGAGGACUGUAAAAUCCAUGGAAAAAAAAAUGAUAUGCACAUUUCUAAAUGUGUUCCAGGCCAAAAUCUCAACGUUAAAUGGUGAAGCUGAGUUACAAACCAUCCUUGCACAAUUUCAAAAAGUUCCUGAUUAUGGUUCCUUCAUAAGAGGUUCCUCUCUUCAGCUCUUCCCUUCUGAAAAAAGAAAGCCAACUUUCCUUUCAAAUACACACCCCAACCUGCCCCGGCACACACAGAAAUGGGAACUGUGAGCAGAAGCAACAUCGCACGCCAUCUGCAAACCAAUCUAAUUCUAUUUUGUGUCGGUGCUGUGGGCGCCUGUACUGUCUCUGUCACACAACCAUGGUACCUAGAAGUGGACUACACUCACGAGGCCGUCACCAUAAAGUGUACCUUCUCCGCAACCGGAUGCCCUUCUGAGCAACCAACAUGCCUGUGGUUUCGCUACGGCGCUCAACAGCCUGAGAACCUGUGCUUGGAUGGGUGCAAAAGUGAGGCAGACAAGUUCACAGUGAGGGAAGCCUUCAUAGAAAACCAAGUUUCCCUCACUGUAAACAGAGUGACUGCAAACGACAGUGCAAUUUACAUCUGUGGAAUAGCAUUCCCCAGUGUGCGGGAAGCAAGAGCUAAGCAGACGGGAAGAGGGACCACACUGGUGGUAAGAGAAAUUAAGCUGCUCAGCAAGGAACUGUGGAGCUUCCUGACAGCUCUUGUAUCACUGCUCUCUGUCUAUGUGACUGGUGUAUGCGUGGCCUUCAUACUCCUCUCCAAAUCAAAAUCCAAACCUCUAAGAAACAAAGAAAUAAAAGAAGACUCACAGCAGAAGAAGAGUGUUCGGCGUAUUUUUCAGGAAAUUGCUCAAGAACUAUACCAUAAGAGACAUGUGGAAACAAACCAGCGAUCUGAGAAAGACAACACCACUUAUGAAAACAGAAGAGGACUUUCCAACUGUGAAAGACCAUAGAAACGUUUUAAUUUUCAAUUAAGUCACUCAAAAUCCAACUCCAGGAACCAUGGCAGUGUUAAUGAACAUAUAUCAUCAGGUCUUAAAAAAAAUAAAGGUAAACAGAAAAGACAACUGGCUACAAAGAAGGAUGCCAGAAUGUAAGGAAACUAUAACUAACAGUCAUUAUCAAAAUACCAAAACCCAACAAAAUACAACUGAAAAAUACCUUCCAAAUUUGCCAAGAAAAAAAAAAAUUCUAUUUUAAACAUG